This is a messenger RNA of Humulus lupulus (European hop), 1296 nucleotides long. RefSeq names its product PHD finger protein EHD3-like. NCBI's taxonomy places the organism in Eukaryota, Viridiplantae, Streptophyta, Magnoliopsida, Rosales, Cannabaceae. The transcript has 2 exons. The coding region runs from base 1 to 1296 and encodes 431 amino acids. The record is from RefSeq and is a predicted model, not a curated record.
AUGUAUCAGUCUUUAAGUGAGAGUGAAGGUGGUAUGCAUGGAUGCAUUCAAGAUGCACUUGAAUUCUUUCCUGAUAUUAAUCAUGUAGCAAGAGCUAAGUGUGAUCAUCACAUUGAGAAUAGAGAGAGGUGCAGUUCACAACCACAUAGUCUCUUAAAAGGAUUUCAGAAAGAUGCUAGUGGGCAAGUGGGUGUUGUAUCCAAUGGACAUUUAGAUAGCUUAAAUCAUCGCUCAGUCACUGAGAUGUGUCAUCAUACUUGUUUUGAUAUUCUAACAUCAGAAAAGUUUACCUCACUCUGCAAGCUUUUGUUAGAAAACUUCCAAGAAAUAAAGAUUGACAUGUUUUUUGACGUGGGGGGUUUAGUUCGCAGCGCAUCUGAAGAUGGAAAACAAGAGUUCUGCCGCUGGGAAUCUAACGCUCACACUAAGGUGGAUCGGGGAGAGGAUUGUUGUGAAUACAGAAAUUUCCCUUGUAGGCAUUGUGGAUACAAAGAAGAUGGGAGGGACUGUCUAGUUUGUGAUUCAUGUGAGGAGAUGUAUCACAUAUCCUGCAUUGAACCAGCUGUUGAAGAGAUUCCCCCAAAAAGUUGGUAUUGUGCUGCUUGCACUGCCUGUGGAAUUCGUUCACAUCGUGAAAAUUGUGUGGUGUGUGAGAGGAUGAAUAAGACUGUGGUCAAGGGUGUUGGUAAUGGAAGUUCUUGUACAAAUGAAGAGGCACUUGAACUGGGUGAUGAUUCAAACUGUGGUACAUGUGAAGAAAAAGAAUCAAAAAAGAGUGAAAGGAUAGAACGCUGUAAAAUUUGUGAAAGUGAGAUACGAGAAGGUGAGAAGGUAAAAUUAUGCGACCAUCAAUUCUGCCCCUUUAAACUCUAUCAUGCAAGGUGUUUGACAAAAAAGCAGCUAAAAUCGUAUGGUACUACUGGCUGGUACUGGCCGUCUUGCUUGUCCAGAUCUUGUCUUACUAAUAAAGAUGAUGAUGAUAUCAUUAUAUGUGAUGCCUGCGAUUGUGCAUACCAUAUCUAUUGUCUGAAACCAGAAUUGACUAGUUUUCCAGAGGGACAGUGGUUUUGCAGAUCGUGUGCAGAUAAAUUGCACGCAAUAAGGACAGCAAAAAGGGCAUAUGAGAAUUCUGAAAACAAACAGAAAAAGAAACGCAGUGGAAGAAUAGUGACAUUUGAAAAUCAUGGAAAGUGGAAAAGUAAAGGAAUCAUGGGAUCAGAUAAAGGUGGAGGAAUGGAGAUGCUGUUAACUGCAGUCAAUACUCUUAACUAUGAAGAGGAUUUGGCUGGCAUUUAG